GUCUUUCCUCAUUGUUCCCUGCACUCUAAACACGCACAAUACCCUUUCCACUUACACAUGCCGCCAGCAAAAAAGAUGUUCGAACAUCUUCUUCACAUUACGGAUUCUCUCCAGUAUCUUUGAUCCCCUCAGCAAUCCAAGCACGCCGAACGAGAUCUCUUUUCCCGUCACUCGCGGCAUCCGUCACCAGUUUUUGCGGUUGACCCUCGUGCUCUCUGGACAUUCUCCCGAAACGAAAAGCAAUUUCCCCCGUCCUCGAAAUCAACACACACAAUGGCGACAACAGAAGCCACCAUGAGUGAUGCUACUACCCGCCGAGUCAACGGCUCGCCUCCCCCGGCGCAGUCAAAGCGUGACAAGCGUCGUCAGAUGCUCGCCGACCGCCUCGCCUCGCUCUCGGACAGGUUCAACAAAGACAGGGACCAGGCGUUCCGCGAGCAGCUGCACAAGAUUCAAAUUGAUACGGCGCUGGUCAUGCGAGUUGACCCCUACGUCGAUCGGCCUCUUGACAGCUUCGAGCAAGACCAACAAAGACUGGCGCAGCUCAAUGGAGACGGCGACAACCAGUCCGGGCCUCAGACCCUCCUCGACAGGGCAGGCCCCAGAUUUUCCAAGUGGAUGGAAAAGGUCCAGGACUUGAUUGAGCAACGUGAUUAUGCCCUCACCAAGUACAAGUUUGAUUACGAGAAGAAGACCUCCGAGUACCUCACGACACAUGCCUUCAAGAUCGAAACUGCCAACCGAGAAUACAAGGCGCUCUCACAGACGCUUCGCGACCGGUUGAUCAACGUCAUCAUGAGCAAAAAAUCUCGAUUGAACAAGGAGAAGGAGGCGCUCGAGAUCUCGGACGCCUCGGCGCUCCUACUCCACCCCAACCAGUUCAGCAUCAAUAACCCGGCGAGCCCAGGAGGCGCGCAUGGCAAGCGAGCAACUCGCCAGCGCCGAGAGAUGGAGGACAUGACAUUCGAUAAGAAGAGGAAGCGCAUGAACAACGAUGACGACGGCUCGCCGGCACCCCAGCGCCGGUUGCUGGAUACGUCUAGCACCACACCGCUCUGGCAGACGGACCGGCUGGCGUCACGGAAAGCCACCGGGACGGUAUACAGCAUCGACAAGUUAUUUACGGACAAGGAGCUCGGCAUGACCUCCACUGCGGCGACACUAGCGGCGCGCAAGUACAUACUCACGCAUAAGCCCAAAAUCGACGAACAAGGGCGCCCGAUCAAGUCUGGCGACGGCAGCGAUUCUGGGGCUGGCGACAACGACGACGACGGGUCGGACUCGGUUCCCUCGGCGCCCAUGAUGGAGCGCAACGUGUCGCACGCCACGCGCAGCGGCCGCGGAGGUGCCAACAAUCCCAACUUUGUCGACGACAAGCUCAUGGGCAUGGAGAUGCUUGCCAACUUUGACUUCCAGGGCAACUUUGACCGCAUGCUCGCGGCUGACCCGAAACUGCCGCCGACAUUUCCCUCGACGUACAUCAAGGGCAACAAGAUGGAGUACAACGUGCCGUCGACGCUUAAUCCCGAGGAUGCGCAGAGCGACAUAAUGGUGAUGCAGGCGCUGAGGCAAUACGAAGAAUUGCACGGAGUCGGCUCCAACUUCUCGGUGGAGAACGGCAGCCGCAAGCUGCUGGAGGCGGCGUCCAUGCCGGCGCAGGACGCGCGGUUCGUCGCAUAUCUGCAGGGGGAACGACCGUCGGAGAACCAGGUCAGGAAACAACUGGGACUGCCCAUCCUGUCGGACGUCGUCGAGCCGGUCAUGUCGGAGCGAGCGGGGACCCCUAAGCCGGGACACGGGGGAACCCCGGGAGCCUCUCCUGCCAAGGGAUCGGCGCUGGGAGGGGGGGUGCCGAUGAGCAGGCAGUCGAGUGCCAAUGGCGUGCCGAUGAGUCGGAGCAGCAGCCGCAAAGGGGGCCGGGGUGGACGAGGUGGCUGA
Thermothelomyces thermophilus ATCC 42464 is the source of this 1938-nucleotide messenger RNA. RefSeq lists its product as uncharacterized. The transcript has 2 exons. The record is from RefSeq and is a predicted model, not a curated record. Bases 274 to 1938 code for a protein of 554 amino acids. Gene Ontology annotation, molecular function: histone deacetylase binding. Gene Ontology annotation, cellular component: Sin3-type complex. Gene Ontology annotation, biological process: negative regulation of transcription by RNA polymerase II. NCBI's taxonomy places the organism in Eukaryota, Fungi, Ascomycota, Sordariomycetes, Sordariales, Chaetomiaceae.